GAGCCCGCCAAGAAAGAACCGAUACUGACACGACCCUACCAUGAGAAAAUCGGAAGCGUCCAAAUCCCCACCUAUAAACAAGCCAACGACCACCGCUCCGCCCCGGCCGCUCAGUCAGUCCUGCCCCGGAUUCCCUCUCCCAAUCAAUCUCACUCCAUCACUCCGCAUCAUGGGCGGCGGCGGCCUCCGGCGGCGCGGCGCCGACCGGCCGGUGCCGCUGGCGCUGCUCCUGGUCCUCGUCGCCGCCGCGGGGAAGGGGAAGCAGGGGGCGCACGCUGGUAGCAGCAGCAGCGGCAGGCUGCAGUUCCGGCGCGACAGCGGGACGUUCAAGGUGGUGCAGGUGGCGGACAUGCACUACGCCGACGGCCGGACCACGGGCUGCGAGGACGUGCCACCGUCCCAGGUGGCCGGGUGCUCCGACCUCAACACCACCGCCUUCCUCUACCGCGUCUUCCGCGCAGAGGACCCCGACCUCGUCAUCUUCACCGGUGAUAACAUCUAUGGCGCGGAUUCAACUGAUGCGGCCAAGUCUAUGGAUGCAGCGAUUGCUCCAGCCAUUGACAUGAAGCUUCCUUGGGCUGCUGUUAUUGGGAAUCAUGACCAAGAGGGUACGCUAUCUCGUGAGGGUGUAAUGCGUCACCUUGUGGGCAUGAAGAACAGCCUUUCAGGACUCAAUCCCGAAGGAGUUGAAAUUGAUGGCUACGGCAAUUACAAUUUGGAAGUUUCUGGUGUUGAAGGAACAUCACUGGCUGAAAAAUCAGUGCUUAACCUUUAUUUCCUAGACAGUGGUGACUAUUCUACUGUACCAUCAAUCAAAGGUUAUGGUUGGAUCAAGGCCUCACAGCAAGUUUGGUUCCAACAAACAUCUUCAAGCCUACAGAGAAAAUAUAUGAAUGAAAAUCCGAAGCAGAAGGAGCCAGCACCUGGCCUUGUGUUCUUCCAUAUUCCACUGCCAGAGUUCAGCAGCUUUACAGCAGUCAAUUUCACAGGAGUAAAACAGGAGGGUAUUAGCUCAGCAUCAAUCAACUCUGGGUUCUUUGCGUCCAUGGUGGAGGCUGGAGAUGUGAGGGCUGCCUUUAUCGGACAUGAUCACAUUAAUGACUUCUGCGGAAAGCUCAGUGGUAUUCAGCUAUGCUAUGCUGGCGGAUUUGGUUACCAUGCCUAUGGGAAGGCUGGGUGGUCAAGGAGAGCGAGGGUGGUGUCUGUGCAACUUGAGAAGACAUACAACGGUGAAUGGCGAGGAGUGAAGUCCAUCAAGACAUGGAAGAGGCUUGAUGAUCCCCAUCUCAGCACAAUUGACUCUGAGGUCCUUUGGAACAGAGGCUCUAAUGGGAGGCGCAAGAAGAAUCCUGAUGGUAGUAACUCGUGAUCUGGCCAGAAAAUGGAGCGCCAUAUUGGAUCUCUGUGCAUCGAUGUGUAUUUUUGGAUGGCCAAUUUACCAUAGAGUUGCAAAAUGCAGAAAUGUGCAGAUGGGAAGAACAGGAAGAAUGCAUACGAAACGUGCACAGACUUUUGCAGUUGUAUUUUUUCCCAGUUUAGGAAAUUACAAAUCGUGAAGUAAAUUGUAAUUCAGUGCAGCUGUCAACUAUUUGCAAGUGGCCUCAAAUAUAGUGCAAUGGUCAAGGAAAUCGAGAAUGCAGUGCCAUUACAGUCUCA
Molecule: messenger RNA, 1656 nt
Organism: Setaria italica (foxtail millet)
Lineage: Eukaryota; Viridiplantae; Streptophyta; Magnoliopsida; Poales; Poaceae
Product: probable inactive purple acid phosphatase 29
Exons: 4
Coding region: 41-1369 (442 amino acids)
Cellular component (GO): cytoplasm
Molecular function (GO): hydrolase activity, acting on ester bonds
Source: RefSeq, a predicted model, not a curated record